This is a messenger RNA of Knipowitschia caucasica, 600 nucleotides long. The record is from the annotation of a GenBank genome assembly. NCBI's taxonomy places the organism in Eukaryota, Metazoa, Chordata, Actinopteri, Gobiiformes, Gobiidae.
AUGGACGAGGAGCGGGCUCACACAUAUUCGGAUCUUAAGGACGCUUUGCUCACAAAAUUUGACAUAUCCCCAGAGACCUACAGACAGAAGUUCCGGACGGUGACAAUUCCUGCUGGAGAGAACCCUGCGGAGACGUACCACCGCCUCAAGGGGCUCUACCGCCGAUGGAUCCGCCCGGAGCAGCACACAAAGGAGCAGAUCGGAGAGCAGAUCAUCCUGGAGCAGCUUCUGCGUGUUUUCCCUGCAGAUAUCCGCACCUGGGUGAAGGAGCACGAGCCGACAGAGGGCCUAGCGGCGGCUAAACUAGCGCAGCAGUACCUCAACGCUCGGAGAGGAGGCCCGGCGCCUUACCAAGGUGGUCCCGGACGUCAGACUCCAGCACAGACCAGCUCUGCCAGAGUCCACACACAGCAGUCUGCAGACUCCAACCAUGCAGCCAGCCAGCGCGGUCCCGGAAGCAGUCUGGCAAACCCUCCUCCCACAUGUGAGCCCCAUCGAAAGCACCACGCGCAGCAGGCGAAACCCGGUCUGGAAGGCAACGUCAUUACUCGGACCACAGACUCACCGGAGCAGAGCGCGGAGUGGCGUUGUCCGAGGUAG